UUCCCUUUUGGGGGAUAUAUUCUCCCAACUGGCUCAACCCCACCAACCUUUUUCCUCUAGCUUAUAAGGAUCUCCCUUUGGUUAUCUCUUUCCCAUACCGCUUCUUGACUAAAAAAAAAAUCCAUCUAUUCCCUUCCAUCCUUCUUCCAGGUUUCACUCUAGUCUCGCUUGCAUUCUCAAUUGAACACUGCCUACUUCAUAAUCAUAUUUCCUCUGUGUCCACCAAGUAAGUCUGAUUUCCCCCUAAUGGCAUCACGUAGCUCUAGCUCAUCUUGGACGCCAAAGCAAAACAAACUAUUUGAGAAGGCCCUCGCUAAAUAUGACAAGGACACCCCAGAUCGCUGGCAGAAUGUGGCAAAGGCUGUUGGAGGAAAAUCAGCUGAGGAGGUCAAGCACCACUAUGAGAUCCUAAUUAGGGAUGUCAGAGACAUUGAGAAUGGCCGUUAUCCCUAUCCAAAUUACAACUCAAGUGGAAGCAGUGACGAAGCAUGAAAGCAAAGUUUCCUGCAGAACAAGAUCAAACAAGAGAGCCUUCUUCUGCAGAACUGAGAAAUAUUGCUAUAUAUCCAUAAAAAUAUUAUCGGGAAAAAAAAAAUCCCCCCAUGCUGUAUUCCUGUUGUCAUACCCCGCUCUCCCACUUUUUCUUCUCCAGUGUGUAAUUAAAUGUUGUAUUAUGGAUGUAAUAUUGAAUGUUAUAUUAAGCAAAACUAUUUACUUGUAUACUGUAUUAAAUAAUUAUAUUAACC
This is a messenger RNA of Rubroshorea leprosula, 746 nucleotides long. The record is from the annotation of a GenBank genome assembly. NCBI's taxonomy places the organism in Eukaryota, Viridiplantae, Streptophyta, Magnoliopsida, Malvales, Dipterocarpaceae.